UAAAUGACAAACAGCUGUGUUUUUGCCGACAUGCUGUUCUUGUCAAGCAAUCGCAACGUGCCGGUGACACAUUACGCAAUGUAUGAAACAAUCUAAGACGCUUCACCAAGAUCAGACUCAGGCUAACAAGAAAAAAAAAAACAAUGCUGCGCAAAGCGUCGAUGUUAGCUGCAGCCGUGGCCGUAGCGCCCACCGGGGGAAAUCCACCAGCAAAAGAUUCGCUUGUGUGUAAACCAAGUGAAUUGCCAAUCUACGGUUCCUUGCAUGCGUCAGAACCACAGAAACGGCCAGAGCACAAGCCCACAAUUUCCCCGUUGCAGAAUACUCUGGAAGACGGCGUCCGUUACGUUCGACUAGAAGUGGGGAAGGGCUGGAAAGUAUUAGGCGAACAGACUGCAAUCGUUAGCGACUAUUAUAAUACGGCGAAAGAUCACACGCAACGUUCCAUUGACUUUCUGAACGAGCCACAGAACUCGAUGCACCGCAGUGGAGCGAUUGUGAUGGGUGGUCUGGCUGGUUUUAUAUUUGCUGCUCGUGGCGGUUUCUUUAAGAAAGUGAUUUACACCACAAUUGGAGCUGGCACUGUUGCGUCACUCUGCUAUCCACGCCAGGCGGAGGAAAAUGUGCGUAUUGUAUUGUACGAGGGGCGCAAGAUAUUUGCUGUUGCCUACAACUUCAUCAAAGGCGUGAAGCCCGGCGAGGAGGUCUCCAUCGAGCCAAUUCAGAAGUUCCCCACAACUCUGAAGGAUCUCAAGUUCUUGGCAAUAGAUCUGAUCGACGAGGCUAAGGAAACAAUCUUCCCCAAGAAGAAGUAAACAUAAGCAACACGCAA
This is a messenger RNA of Drosophila navojoa, 832 nucleotides long. It is a transcript of the gene Mic26-27, whose product is annotated as MICOS complex subunit 26/27. Gene Ontology annotation, cellular component: MICOS complex. Gene Ontology annotation, biological process: cristae formation. Lineage: Eukaryota; Metazoa; Arthropoda; Insecta; Diptera; Drosophilidae. The record is from RefSeq and is a predicted model, not a curated record.